UUGCAUUCCUUUUCGAGCGACGCCAUGCACGACGUUGCCUGGGCCACCAAGCACAGGAUUACACGCGUCUAUGAGCUGGGCCUUGCUGGCAAAGCACCCUACCCUCACCAGGUGGAGGGAAUUCAGAAAGUGUUGAAGGCGCUGGUUGCUGGAAACCAGAAGCGGUUCUUGCACUACUACGCGCCUAGAACCGGCAAGACUUUCGUGCAAGCGGCCUUGGCAUACUGGCUGCUGAUGCUACGUAAAGAACUUCGUUUCUCCCUUGUGGUCAUUGUCAAUGACCGGGAGUUCCUCGACACACAGAGCUUCGAGGCCGUGGACAUUUUCCUUCGGAGGCUCCGUGCUGCUGGCAAUCCGUGGGCGCUGGAGGCAGACGUGGUCCAAGCUGAGACGUCCCAAGAGCUACGGGCGGUCCUGGCCGGCUGCGAGAGAGGUGUUGCCGGGCAAAAUGAUCGCCCCACCAUCUUGCUCACCACCUUCCAGAAGCUCAACACCCAGGAGUUGGCUCUUAUCCGCGCAAGCGAGGCUUUGGCUGCAAGGACACUGGUGAUGCCCGAUGAGGUGCAUCGCAGUCACUCAGAGUGGGGCUCCUUGACGCAGGCCAUGGACCGCGUCCUGGGAGCCUCUCACUUCGUGGCUCUCACAGGCACACCAAACUUGCAAGCUCUGGAGAGGUUUGGGACCCUCUGCUUGGACGGGCAGCGGCGCCCCUUCCACACCUAUCACUUGGGGCAAGCUGUGUCUGAGGGCCUGGUCAUGGAUCCGCGCAUUGAGUAUAACGAGGUGGACUCUAUCAUUGGUGGCUUAGACGAUUCCUGUAUCUCUGAGAGAGAAAAGUCUCGCCUUCAGCUGCUGAUGUCAUCUUCCUCGGAGCAUCAUGUUCUGCAAUCCCGCACGCGGCUGGUGCUAGAGCACUUUUCGAGCACUUGCGGGUCAUUGAGCUACCGGGCACAAGCCAUCGUUUUAUGCUGUAGCAGAGAGGAGGUGUUGCGCGCAACGAAGUUGGCAAGACAGGUGGCAAGGGAGAGGGUGGAUUUGGGCAUGACCGAGUCCGAGAUCUUGGGCGCUUUCUCCUCCCACGUUGACGGGGAGACGGAGAAGCAUCUCAAUGGCUUCUUCUUGAAAUCAGCUUCCGACGCAAAGAAGGCAAGGCUAUUGUUUGUGGCGCACAAGUUCGAGACCGGCUACGACAAUCCUGCUGUUACCUGCCUGUAUGUCUUCCGCAAGAUUGACGCGAGCACAUUAGCCACCCAAGUUCUCUUGAGGCACUGCAGCAAAAGGGCAGGGAAGAUCCGCCCCAUCACGGUUGACUUUGCAAACAGAGACGGGCAGCUCUUGGAAGCGAUGUCGAUGUACUUUGGGGAUGUAAGUUGUCAGCCUUGGGGGCAAGUGGUCAGGGAACGACCGGAAGCCCGGCCACGAGCUGUUGGCCAAGCCUCCAGUCGGAAAGCAAUCGAAAAGCAUUUGAUGAGCAGGAUUCAUUUGGAACGUUUGGAAGUGCGUCGGGUGCCGACGCCACAGCAUGGAGCAGUCCAUGCAGCAGUCGCCCCUACAGCAAGCAACAGUUCUCGAGCUGCGCACCAGGCGGCGCGAUCUGAAGUUCACACCGACUUGAUGCUGCUGAAGAUUAUCCCUCCAGGUCAAGCGCUUGGCGGCGUAGAGCGCUCGUCUCUAUCGAGAUUGCAAAGCAAGGCGGCCGCCGGACAUAUGGGCACAUUGGCUUCACUUUCCAGGGGCGAAGCAACAGCUGCGAUGAAGAAGGUGCUCCAAAAUGGCGAGAAGUCAGACCAGCAACAAGCUUUGGCGGUCCUCGAACAGCUUCAAAAGGUUGACCCUGAAGCAGAGAAGGUAUACACCUUUGCGAAGCAGGUCCAAGACAUAGGCUCGCAAAACGCUGAGAAGUGCCACGGCUCGGUGCUGUCUGUGCUUGGCACUUUGGCGAAGGAUCCGUCGCUUUCUGAGAUCGCUUCCAAGCUUGGGGCAUCGGAGGCCGGCAUCAAAGCUUUGACCAAAUUUGGUUCCUUCAGCCUAAGCUUCGGCCAAUUCUUUGGCGGAUUCGACACGCCUUUCUUCGCCGGUCGCAAUGCAACAUUUUAUCGGACGAUUUGGAAGUUGCUGGGCCAGCUCCAUGAUGAUGAUGCUCUGCUGGCAGUGUCGUGCAAAACAUGCGUGGAUGAUUUGAAAAAUGUUCAGACAAGUUCAGCUGAUGACUCCGCCAGAUUGAAGGCGCUGAAGAAGAAGAUCAGCCUGGCUAGCAAUUUCUUGCUCAAAGCGUUGGUAGCUGAAGGUCUCGUUGAUUCGCUGGCUGCAGUGAUGGCCUUUGGUGACAUUGGGCUCAUCCAGAUUGCGGAGAGCAUUUUGUUUCGGUUGCAGGAGGUGUCGAAUGAAGCAGGAAGGCUGUCUUUUUCCCGUCGUGUUCUCCAAGAUCUUCUUCAACAGAAAAAGUUGGGCGCUGAUGAUUUGGAACUGGCGCAGGGCCUUUUGGCUAUCGCAGUGCCAAGAAAGCACGGCUUUCCCUUUUCCGUAAAUUGCGAGACAUCUCUGGAAGGCCGUGUGUUGCAUCGCUUUGGUGUGACGCAGCUGGCGCAACGUGUUGUACGUCUGCAAGAUCGCACAGGAGCCUUGGCGAAAGAAGUUCUCCAAUCACCAACCUAUGGUGCUGAAAUGGCUCAACCUGCUAAGCGGCUGAGAUGCGCAUAGACAUGAAAACUGGCAGUGGCCCGGCCAUCGCGGCGUGUCCGUGCAAGUUUGGGGCGCAUUGGCUGCGGCAUAGACUGAUGCUAUCUCAAGGAAGCGCGUAUUUGAGCUUCUUGGUGAAGCAUCAAGCCUGUAAUUCGGGGAGCGUGAAGUGCCAGUCGAGGGGAAUAUCGACAGCUUGCGCAGGGGAAUCC
Messenger RNA from Effrenium voratum, 2891 nucleotides. The record is from the annotation of a GenBank genome assembly. Lineage: Eukaryota; Dinophyceae; Suessiales; Symbiodiniaceae.